Vigna angularis (adzuki bean) is the source of this 1608-nucleotide messenger RNA. RefSeq lists its product as uncharacterized. The coding region runs from base 54 to 1418 and encodes 454 amino acids. The transcript has 4 exons. NCBI's taxonomy places the organism in Eukaryota, Viridiplantae, Streptophyta, Magnoliopsida, Fabales, Fabaceae. The record is from RefSeq and is a predicted model, not a curated record.
GUAGAAAUAAACACAAUCAUUGUCUUCUUGUCUCUUACAACUCACAAUAAACAAUGAAUCCUUCCAAACCCAACAACACAAGGAUUGACAUUGAACCAUCGAACAGAAGAGUGUCUUUUGCUGAAAACAACCCAGAUGAAGAACUGUCAUCCCACCAGCACCAAUCCUUAAAUAACACUGUUCCCUUGCUCCUACAGCCAUCAUAUGCGAGAUCAAAGUCCAUGAUCUUCGAUGAACUGCGGAACUUUCGCAUCAGCCUCAAGUGGUGUGCCCUUGACCACUCUUCAUGCGUUGGAAAACUCAUAUCCUAUGUCACUUUCAUCUUCUUCACCAUCCUUGUCCCUCUUCUCACGUCUAUCUUCGUUGAAAUCCCUUCCUCCGCACCAGAAGAUGACCCCUUCUCCUUCAACAAGCUUGUUCAACUGCCCGAAUCUGCCCUCGCCAUUAUUUCCUUCUUUACAAUCUCCAGUUUCUUCAGAAGGUAUGGGCUUAGGCAGCUUCUGUUCCUAGACGCUUUGCAAGAAGACACAAACUAUGUUCGACGCGGGUACACACGGGAGCUUGAGAAGGCUUUCAGAUACUUGACAUACAUAAUCCUACCUUCCUUCUUGGUGGAGCUUGUCCACAAGAUUAUAUUCUUUUCCGCAGUUAAGAUCUCAGGCCCAGACAUACGACCUGGGUUCCCUCUGAACUCAAUAGUGUUUGUGUUGAUGCUGGUGUGUUGGGUUUACAGAACUGGGGUGUUCCUGUUGGUAUGCGUGCUCUUCAGACUCACAUGUGAGCUUCAAAAGCUUAGGUUUGAAGGUGUACACAAGCUGUUUGAAGGGUGUGGGUCAGAGGCAGGGGUCAUAUUCAAAGAGCAUGUCAGGAUCAGGAGGCAGUUGUGGGUUACAAGUCACAGGUAUAGAUUCUUCAUAAUUGGAUGUGUCGUUACCAUCACUGUUAGUCAGCUCGGUGCUCUGCUUCUUGUUUUGGCUUCCAACUCUCACAAGACCUUCUUCAAUUCUGGUGACCUUGUGAUUUGUUCAGCAGUGCAACUGAGUGGCUUCUUCAUGUGCAUUUUGGGAGCAGCGAGAAUCACACACAGAGCACAAGGAAUAGUCGCAAUUGCCACAAGAUGGCACAUGCUGGUCACCACUGCAUCUGCUGAAUCAGAGCAUUGCAAAUCUCAGGUGUCUGAGGGCCUCGCUAGUGACACUGAUUCUGAUGAUUCCUCCAACAUACACGUAUCAGUCAUCCCACCACAACUUUCGUCUUUCCAAACCCGACAAACCUUAAUAACAUAUUUACAGCAUAAUCACGGGGGAAUAACGGUAUAUGGGUAUUCACUUGAUCGAGGAUUGCUUCAUACUCUGUUUGCCUUCGAGUUUUCCCUAGUGCUAUGGAUUCUUAGUAAGGUGGUUGUCCUGUCCAAAUAACCAAGUAUUCAAGUCCGAAAAAUCGCUUUGCAUGGAGCAACCAACAUUAUAAGGAUAUCUCUUCUACUUGCUUCCAUUUUUUUUUUGUAAUUAUUAAUUUUCAAAUUACUUCAAUUGCACUAUAGUAUCUGUUAUUACAAAAAUCGGAUGAACACCACUAUAGUAUCUUAUCUCCGACGUCUCUCAUGAA